UUCUUCAGGCAAAAUUCCAUUAAAAUCCCCCAAAGUGGAGUUUUUGUUAGAGUGGACUCUUUAGUGUAGUUGGAUAACUUUAGUUUCUUAUGAUAAGUGGUCGUGGGUUCGAACCCUUUUGGUGAAAAUUUUUUUAUUUUUUGAAAAAACGUCUUUCUAUUAUUAAAAUUGAUUUUUUGACUAAAAAAUAGUGUCACAUGAAAAUUUUACUUUUCAGCAAAAAAAGUUUUGAAAUCGCCUUUGUUUGUGUGUUCAGCCGAAUGGAACAUGAAAACUAACCACUCUACACAUUUAAAGGCAAGCCUGUUUUGGUUCGCGAAACACGUAAAAGAAGGGAGGGGAUGGGACGGCCGCCUUUGCAGCGCAAAUUGGGCUCAUUCAUUUCACCUUCACUUAUUUGAAUUUGUUUUUUCUUGUUUUGCCUACGUUCGAAUAUUAUUGCUUGACAGCUUAUUUGUCAUCUUUUCUGUGCGCCAAAAGGCUUGGUUAGGUCAGGUUAUUUUUUAACUUAAUUUUUGCCGUUUAAGUCGGGGCUUGUGUUGUUUCCCUCCCUCACCCAAUUUUUUCCUUGAUUUACAAAAUGAUCAGUCACUGCUUCAUUGAUGACCUGUGGCAUCAUUGUGUAAGGAAAAAAUGACUGACCAUUUUGUAGAACAAGGAAAAAAUUGGGUGGGGGAGGGAGGAACGACAUAAGCACCUUUAGGUUUGCCGAUUAACUCGGCGCUUGUGUCGUUUCCCUCCCUCAUCUGGGUCGUUUUUCCCCUCAUCUAUCCAAGGCCUUUAGUUUUUUGUUUUGCUUACGUUCCCUUGUUUUGCUAAACUUUUUCCUUCCAAUUCUUUUUUGUAAAUAGUUAUAGGUAACGCAAAACCCCUUUUGCGCACUCCCCUUUUCUCCCCAAUGCCGUCUUUUUAUUUUUUAGGUGGCAUGCAUUUUAUAUAUCUACGUGUAAGUCUCACCCAUUUAUUUUUCUUUCCACUUACCACCAAUAAGGACAUGCCUAGUAAAAAAAGAAAAAAUUUUUUUCCCUCAUCUAUCCAAGGGCACUCGUUUCAUUUUACUUUUUUUUGUCACCCACAAAUAUUUCCCGCAAUAAAUCCCUAAAGAGAAAAAUAAAAAAUGAAACGGAAAUGAAAGAGGACAUUUGACACAAACAAUAACAGAAUAGUAGUAAAAUUGUAGGAAAAAAAUAAAAUUUUUGGAAUUUUUUAGAUUUUUAGAUUUUUGAAUAAGUUUAGCAAAACAAGGGUAAAAUUGUCGUUUAUGGACCCCUUUUUUCUUC
Meloidogyne enterolobii is the source of this 1280-nucleotide messenger RNA. The record is from the annotation of a GenBank genome assembly. NCBI's taxonomy places the organism in Eukaryota, Metazoa, Nematoda, Chromadorea, Rhabditida, Meloidogynidae.